GGCAGCGUGCGAGCGGCUUUUGCGUUGUUUGGAAAGUGUGGACCGGGACUAGCAAAACGUCCGACAUGAGUUUCGAAGUGGUCCACCAAAGACCCAGUCAACGAACAGAGAGGGAUUACAGUGUGGCCCGAACAGAGACUAGUGCGUGGGAGUGCUGUACCGUGAAACGACGAAGAGUAACAUUGAAGGAGAGAUGACGCAGUUGCGCGUGGAAAUGGACGUUUCUACGUAAGCGUAUAGGCAACGUCGAGUCUCGACUGUUGUGAGUAGUAUUUAAAUCAGUCCUCCGACAUAUUGUGAUAACGAAUCCGCUCUUCACUAACAGUUUCCUGCGUCGGUCGCGAGAGGAUAUGUUCUCUUACUGAGAACUUGUGGUGCUACCACUUUUACUGUUGACCGAAUGUGUUGGUGGCAGCAUUGUCCUUCGAGCUCGAUAGCGAGGACCCUGCUACUGUCCUGUCGGGGGGACAGAGCACAAUCUCCAUCCAGCUUGUCAGUGUGCACCAAAGCCUGUUCCACAUACCGGCGAUUGUAUUUAAAGAAUGAGCAAUUGUUCAAGGCGGGCCCGGGAAAGAAACGCUCCUGCGAUGUGGCAGGACGGUUGGAUCUGUUAAGCAUUUUCCAUGUCGCCCACAAUGUAUAGAAUUAUCACAUUCAGCGAAAUUGGACCUUCCUAUCCAAGGUGCAAGAGAGGUGGAACUGGAAGGUCACUGAAGCAUCAGGAGUCGAGUUGGUGAGAGGUAGCUGGGCAAAAUGGAAGAAAGAGAGUUUGCUAAAGAUGCGCAACGCACGAAGGCAUGGGUGGUGCAACCUGGCGACACGGCUUGGGAGAUUUCAGAACGAUUUGGGCUAACUGUCGAGCAGCUAACGCGCGUCAACAAGGUGAUUCCAGAUGUUUUGUAUCCAGGUGACGUUUUGCUGGUGCCAGAAGAUGCAGUUGAAAGGCCUGUCGGAUGGACAUUUCAGGCCGCGAAAGCGAGAAUUAAGGGCAUUGCUGCACAUGCGAAUGCCAAGUUUUUCGAUGUCUUUCCGCCCCCGAAAGACAUCGAUGAGUACAGACAUAAUUAUCGGGUGUUGCUGAAUGGUCUACGUGACGUCGAGACCAGCUUCAUCAUGCCUGCCCCAACAGGAGAUGGUGGGAUGAGCAUUGGACCCCUUCAAAUCAGCACUGCGUAUCAUACAGACGCAUGGUGGCAGGCUAGUCAUACGUCCAAGUACGAAUGCUGUGAAGAUGUUGAUUACGCAGAGCGCACAGUGAUAAAUUACUGGCUGCGCUGGUGUCCGUGGGCACUUGAGUUUGGGGACUUGGAGACAUUGGCUCGAACACAUAAUGGGGGUCCUCAGUUUUGGCAGUUUCUAUCAACCUCUCGCUACUGGAGAAAAGUGCGCAUUGCAAUGAAGAAGUGGGGCCACAGUCAAGGAUUUCCGGAGUUCCAAAACGUGCGACCAAGAAAUGAGAUGCUACCACUUUUCAAUGCUCAUAUACCCUUCCCGUUUCCAUUGUUUGAGAGUGCAGUUACAAGUGCAGCAGUGGGAACUGGAACUGGGGCUUUGUUGGCAGCAACAGCAACGGCCAUUGAUAUGGUUGAAGCCCAUUGUGUGCAGUCUGCGGAUGGGAGUGGAUAGUGUCACAACUAGGGAUGCCAAUUGACAUUUACUUUGAAAGUUGUGCUUGCUGCAAGUUGUAAAGAUUUUUUAUACAUAUAUGGCUCAUCCACCGGAUUUUAUCCUUGAAGUAUCUGGUCGAGACCAACAUUUGUCGCUUGCUUCGGCAGUGACGAAACAAGCAGGAAUGUAACUGUACUCACUCAAUCGGAGAUUCGAGCAUAACAUGCUUGAAGUCCAGGAUUCACUUUAGCAGAUAUACAUAUUGGAAGCAACUCUCCUGGUGCCUCCUUGUCUACUCAGUCAAGUGGAAGCUGGCUGGGUAGAAAAUACUGCGGACAGCUAAAUUAUUUCCCGGUUCACGUAUGUCGAGAGGUGUACUUGACCAACUUUAGCAUGUGAUAUUGUAUCGCUGUGUUUCAGAUUCAUGCUCAGCGUUCUGCUUCUGCUUGUUCGGAAAAUAAGGAUCAACAAACUUGAUCUUGUAGAUCCCAUUGAAAUUUCAUUUGAUCAUGAUCAAUUCUGUUUCGCGUACAUAACGCCCUUCAGCUCAUUGAUGAGUAAUGGAAGCGCUCAAAUACUGAUCUUUCA
Molecule: messenger RNA, 2196 nt
Organism: Marchantia polymorpha subsp. ruderalis
Lineage: Eukaryota; Viridiplantae; Streptophyta; Marchantiopsida; Marchantiales; Marchantiaceae
Source: the annotation of a GenBank genome assembly